AUUAGGCUACAAGAGAAAAAAGAAGGAAUGAACAACAUCAAUAUGCUCGUACAAAAGACAGGCAACAUUUGUAACCAAAAAAAAAAAGAAACACCAAUAAAUUAGAAUGUUUCAAGAGCACUAUAAUUAAAAUUUUCUGGCUCUAGUCUCUUAUCACGUUCUAAGAGCAAUAGAUGUCGCAGCGAAACAGCAACUAUCAAAUAAGCAUUAGCCAACUUCACUUGGAGUUGCAAUUGUAGAUUGAUCAUCAACCUGCAACAUUUACUAAAUAGGUAAUAAAGCAGCCUUAUUGAAGAAUAUUGGAAUCAAAAUGUAAAUCAGUAGACACCUUAUUUGAAGAGGAUUUGUUCUAUAAGAUCGUACUUUUAAAUCCUUAACUCUAAGGAGAAAGGAAAGUGUAAAUUAGUAGCUAGAAGCCUCUCCAGAAUAAUCCAUACCAAAAAAGAAUUGUUCUCCAGCAAUUAGUAGCUAAAGAGCUCGGCAUCAGUAACAUAAACCUGGCCUAUAAGGUAGCAAUGGAAAAUGGCCAUCAUCAAAUUGUCUCGGCUCUACCAUUUCUGACACCAUUUAAUUUAUAUAAGGCAUUUGACACCAAAUUCGACACCACAUGUUUCAUUUAUAUGCACAUAGAGGAAAUAUUAGAACGAUUUGGAUUCUUGAGUAAAUCUGAAUAUUAAUCAAGAGUUUAGCAUUUGAUAGGUUAUAAACUUCCCGGUCUUGAUCUACAAGGAAAAUGAAAAGAAUUACCAUGAAAUAAGAUGUGUUUAUUAUUUGAUUGAUAUUAAAGUUUUGAGUUACAAGUAAAAAGUUAGGAUAGAUGUAAACUAUACAAAUGCUAAAUAUAAGACUAAAGCAUCAUUCUGUUCAACUUAUUUCGGAACGCAAAGUGUAACUGUAAAAGGGACAAAGGAGCAAGUAGGAAAAAAACAGGCAGACAAAGGAUCAACAUUUGCGCAUUGCAUUUCAAAUAAAUUGAUCUCUUAUGAUAAACAACAUAUUCAUGAUGUAUUAUUAAAUCAACCAGCCUAUAUAGGAAAACACAAAUCUUGACAUUCUUGUUGUAUCUCUGUUAAAACCAAUCAAGAGAUGAUGAAAGAAACAGUGUACUUAGGAUGAUUUGCUUUCAAAGAAGAAGGGAUUUUGCCUCUAAACAAAAAACAUUAAAAAAAACACACUCUGCCUAUGUAAGAAAACACCUGAAAACUUAGGAGCCAAUACCAACGUUGCUACGUGAGAUCAGACCUGGAUUCACCUGUCUUGUCUGCGGCCAUAGAAGUUGGUUCAUACACCCCAGGAUUAGGGGAGCUCAAGCACCUGUAGAGAAACACUCCUGAAAAGUCACCCAAGAUUUACACCAGAAAGUGGAAUAAAUCCUCAAACAGUCCCCAUUUGAUUAGUAUUGCCCUCAAACAGCCAAGCAAACACCAGCCCAAACAAUAAAGGCUAGACCAAUAGCAAAAUCGCACAGGUACACACGUUGUGAACAGUAACUCGAGCAACCAAAUCAAAGAGACCAAAAUCAAGUUGUUUGACUUAGGAUUCCAACACCAGACGCUGAAUGGCCCUUGAAUCACGAACAGAAUACAAGAAAAUGGGAUGGAAAACAAGCAAAAAGCAUGGGUAAACCUGGACUUGAAGAACUCGCUGUGAACAGUGACUCCGAGUCCAAAAUUUUUGCUCAAUUCGCAGCUUCCUUCAACUGGUUUGGAAAACCAAUUUCAGGUGUUGAAAGAGCAUCCCAAGUCGCCCAUAAUCACCCGAAAAUUGGCCUUCAAACGAGCUUGAACCGAGGUGAAUUGAACCGAGUCACAGAUGAACAGUAACUGGGCAGUCGGCGCUGGGCAGUGGGGCUGACGGCAAAGGCUCUCGGCGAAUUGGCGAUGGCUGGGACUGACAGCUAAGGCUCUAGGCAAAUUGGCGAAUCCUUUGCUCUAGAACAACACAACACACACGAGAUGGCGAUUAAGGUGGGAUAAGGUUGGGCUAUUGAGUGACUGGUGUUCUUUGAACCGAAAUAAGAAAUUAGGAGGAGGGAG
This is a messenger RNA of Cuscuta campestris, 2036 nucleotides long. The record is from the annotation of a GenBank genome assembly. Lineage: Eukaryota; Viridiplantae; Streptophyta; Magnoliopsida; Solanales; Convolvulaceae.